AUGCCACAGUCAAGACCAAAGCCCUCGGAAAUAGCUGCUGAAGCGAAACGGAUAUGGAUGCCUCACAUCUGGAAACACUACAUUCGGGACUCGAAGACGUCUUACCUGUAUCCAGACUCUGCACAAAUACGAAUCAAUGUCGAGAAGCGAUCAUCACAACGGACGCGAGUGGCAGUCAUGGAGGGCGACCCCGUCAACUACGCCCUGGGCUGGUACCAGAGCGCGCUCAGCGCCGACCCAAACUGCAAACGCAUCCCAGUCAUCAAUGUAGCCAACGAGAAGCGGGCGGGCGGCGACUGGGAGUCUGGACUCAUGGCACCAGAAGAGUGCCUCGCCCGAAGAAGCAACCUCGUUCAUGCACUCACAAUGCCCUGGAACGCGCAAUUAGGCCGAGAGGAAAAUUACUACCCCAUUCCACAAAGAGGGGGAAUAUACUCGCCAGAAGUCUUCGUAUUUCGAGCUGGACCCGACCAAGACUAUGCGCCUUUUACAGACAUCGCCUCCCUUCCCGUCAUCUCGGUGGCACCAGUCCGACGCCCAAAACUCGACGAGAGUGGCUGCAAAUACUCGUUUGCGCAGGAAAAAGAACUCAUGAGGGAGAAGAUGCGGGCAGUGCUCCGGAUUGCCUCGUACUGUGGACACCGCAACUUGGUCUUGGGCGCUUUCGGCCUAGGCCCUAUAUUCCGCAACCCGGCACAGGAAGUGGCGCGCAUGUGGAGACAGCUACUCUUUGAAGAGGAGGAGUUCCAUGGCGCUUUCCAGGAUAUUGUAUUUGCCAUUGACAGUAGCAUGGUUGGGUCCCCCAGUAAAGGUUGUCCGUCUGACGUGGACAUUUUUAGGCGAGAGUUUGAUCCCGCAACCAUUUGGCCGACCAAGUGGUGAAUAAGCUUGAUCAUGGC
Messenger RNA from Exserohilum turcica Et28A, 899 nucleotides. RefSeq lists its product as uncharacterized. Bases 1 to 882 code for a protein of 293 amino acids. The record is from RefSeq and is a predicted model, not a curated record. The transcript has 2 exons. NCBI's taxonomy places the organism in Eukaryota, Fungi, Ascomycota, Dothideomycetes, Pleosporales, Pleosporaceae.